Anopheles bellator is the source of this 3399-nucleotide messenger RNA. RefSeq names its product fer-1-like protein 6 (gene mfr). Gene Ontology annotation, biological process: plasma membrane organization. The transcript is spliced from 13 exons. The record is from RefSeq and is a predicted model, not a curated record. Bases 1 to 3399 code for a protein of 1132 amino acids. Lineage: Eukaryota; Metazoa; Arthropoda; Insecta; Diptera; Culicidae.
AUGCACAAGUACUUUCUCAACACAACCGUUGCUAAUGUUUACAAUAAGGUGAAAAAUGUGAUCGAAACACUAAAUGUUUAUAAACAACAACGUCUACUUAAUGGCAAGGCGAUGAAACAAUAUUUGAACAGUUGUAUGAUUGCGUUAGAGACAACAUUCGGCAAGGCAAUACAAAUAGAGCAAAAUCGGCUUCCAGAUAUUCUGUUGCAUUUUUCUCGUCCCACACGAACGUCACCGGAUGCAGUUUAUCGCUUCAAUACGAUUGAUUACUUAUCUCCGACAAGCACUUUCGGCGUUACUAGCUUGCUAGGCGGUAAACGAUGCACAAUUCUCCCGAGAUCACUAAAUUGCCGUCAUUCCUGUCCGGAUCAAUGCGGUUGUGUCCACGCAAAGUUGGACUACGUUAUGGUAAUCGAGCCUGAACCAAAUGGUAAUUUCUCAUCACCGCAAGGGUACACGGAGGCGAAUCACACUGGAAAAGCUGCAAACCUUCAGCGGACUGAUUUCCAAAUAGGACCCUUGGAGGUUGACUGUAAGAUUCACGUACACCAGGGACGAUUUUUCAGCACGCACGAUGAGAAUCAACUGUCUAAUGUAAAACUGAGUGUUCUCUUCGAAAACUAUGAAGCCACAUUUUCACCGAUAGCCAAUACUCUGUCACCCAUUUGGAACGAAACUGCAGAGAUGCACAAUGUGCCUUUCGCUACGGUGAUAAACGAGCUCAACCCAAAAGCAGCUCAAAAGUGCACACUUGCUCUGGUUCUUCACAAUAACUCAACACACAAAUCCCUUCGUGCUUUGGGAUUUUUAGAAUCUUCGGUAACCUGGAGCCAGGGCGCUAACCUUCAGACCGAAGAAGAUGAAGUUAAUGUGCAUCGCUUCAACACGGUUUUGCGCUGGGUUCCGAUGUAUAACGAUGGCGUUCGAGUGGCGGAAAUACUCAUGUCUUCGAACAUUUUGAAGGUGCAAUCGACGGAGAGAACAGUUGGUGUCGAAUGUUUUCUGGUGCAAAGUUUGCCGCAGGAAAUUGCUCCUCAGCUUUGUGUCUUCACUAUGCGCGUGUGCUUCAUAGGACUUCGCCAAAUCUAUCGUAAACCAUGUGCCAUGUUCAAAAGAAUGCGUGUCCUUGUAACGGUUGGAAAUGGAACCGUAACAAGCGGCUACUCGGGAUUAAUUCACGGGCACAGUGUCAACUUUCCAGAUGGUUGUGAAACCACCUGUCUGAAUCUUCCGCUUGAAACACACUACUGGCCAUCGGUUAUUAUAAAACUUAUAGACUAUUCUGAUACCAAAAGACCAACAGUUGUCAGCAUAGCUAUCGUUACGGAUCCAGAGAUGUUCCUGGAAACCACUCAACCACCGGCCAGGAUUGAUGCGAUGGAACAGCCUGCAAUAAUUGAUGUUACCCCAAUCCCUACCGCUGGCCCUGAUCGUGCUGGGACCAGUUGGGUAACAACUUUGCCAAACAUCGCCACUAUGAUAGCAUCAAAAGUAAACGCAUACAAACCGAAAACAACUACAAAAUCAGCCCGCAAACACCGCCGGAGAACUAGCACUAAUACGCAUACUUGGUGGACGAAAUUCUACUCCAGCUUACAGGAUGGCAAUCAAGCCCUAACGGUGUAUGAUAGAGAACUGGAAAGCGUUACAAAAUUUAGUGGAUUUAAGGAUUGGAGUGGGACAUACUCAUUGUAUAAAGCUAGACGCACCAAUGACUCGCUACUUCAAAACGACCUGUUUGGUUUCGUCAAGUGCAGAAUUUCUAUAGUCCCCGAAGAUUUGGCACCAUUAACGACAUCUGUAAGUUUCAAGUCAUCUUCGCCGGGUGCUUCGCAUGGUGCCAAUGUAGUCGUCGUGGUUUACGUUGUUCAAGCACUGAACCUAGCAUCGCGAGAUGUGUCAUCAGAAUCGGAUGCUUACAUUGUUCUCACGUACGGUAAGCGAUGUGUGCGGGACCGGUCAUACUAUAUUCCCAAUCAAUCGUCGCCGGUGUUUGGCAGACGGUUCGAGCUACAUGGUGAAUUUCCAAGGGAUCAAAUGUUACAGCUGUCUAUUUACGAUCGCGACUUUGCAUCGCCCGAUGACCUCAUAGGAAGCACCUUCAUUGACAUUGAGGAUCGAUUUCGCAGCAAGCACCGGCCAGGAUUCGGGUUACCGAAAGUGUACACUACUCAGGGUUACAAUCAGUGGCGCCAUUUACUAAAACCGUCCCAAAUGCUGCAACGGUUACUGCAGGACCAUCGUCUUCCGUUUGCUCCCCGAAUUGAAGGAUCCAAAAUUAUGGUCGGUUCUGCUGAGUUUGUAGCCGACGAGAUCGAUCCGGACGAAAGUCAAUCGGAGCAGCUGUGCCUGCUGGCGUUGAACAAUUUUGAACAUAUUGCCGGGGGCUGCUCGCUCACACCGGAGCACGUGGAAACGCGUUCGUUGUACCACCCGAAACGGGGCGGAAUCGAACAGGGCAAAGUUCAGCUGUGGGUCGAGAUUUACGAACCUGAUCUACCACACCCGAGGCCACUUGAUAUCACACCGCAACCCCCCAGGCCUUAUGAACUUCGUCUUAUUGUCUGGAACACGGCCGACGUGGUGUUAAACGAGCGUAACAUUUUCGGGACCGAAAUGAGUGAUAUCUACGUUAAAUGCUGGCUGCAGGAGUUCACGGAAGCCCAGUCCACGGACGUUCAUUACCGGUCGCUCACCGGCGAGGGAAACUUUAACUGGCGCAUGAUAUUUCCGUUCCACUAUUCGCCCGCCGAUGCCACGAUUGUAAUCCGACGCAAAAAGGCGUUCUACGAGCGAUUCGAUACCGAGACCAAAUAUCCACCGGUGUUGACCGUGCAAAUUUGGGAUAAUGACUCCUUUUCGGCGGAUGAUUUUCUUGGCACGCUGGAGCUGAAUCUGUCCCGCCUGCCGCCAUCGGCCAGUAGCGCCGAUAGGUGCAAACUGUAUGCGAGCUUAGAGGCGAACAAUCAGCGUUUCAUUAACCUCUUCGAGCUGCACCGCAUUAGAGGCUGGUUUCCAGUGCAUGGACGCAGCACGAAGCGGAAGGACGAGAACUCAGAGCGAACGAACGACAUAGUAUUGACGGGCAAGAUUGAGUUAGAAUUAGAAGUGCUAAGCCAGCUGGCUGCCGGGCAGAGUCCGGUCGGUAUGGGCAGGAAUCCACCGCACCAUCUUCCCGAACCUCUCCGCCCGGAAGUGUCCUUCAACUGGUUACAUCAACCAAGGAAAACACUCAAGAAACUUCUAUGGCCACGUGUACGAAAGUCGGUUGUCUACUUUGGCGCUGUUGUUGUGGUAUGUUUGCUCAUUUAUGGCAUCGUCGUGAAUGCACCAGCCCUCUUCUUGCGACGAAGCUCAACGGUGGUUUUAAGUGGAGCUAGUUCUUCCGUUGGGAAUUAG